Corythoichthys intestinalis (scribbled pipefish) is the source of this 2845-nucleotide messenger RNA. RefSeq names its product CCR4-NOT transcription complex subunit 3-like. The coding region runs from base 211 to 2319 and encodes 702 amino acids. Gene Ontology annotation, biological process: regulation of DNA-templated transcription; regulation of stem cell population maintenance; nuclear-transcribed mRNA poly(A) tail shortening. The transcript has 19 exons. Gene Ontology annotation, cellular component: P-body; CCR4-NOT core complex; nucleus. NCBI's taxonomy places the organism in Eukaryota, Metazoa, Chordata, Actinopteri, Syngnathiformes, Syngnathidae. The record is from RefSeq and is a predicted model, not a curated record.
GCGUUCCCAGCAGCCAUCUUGGAUCUGCGGGGUGAUUGUUUUAUGUCAAGAAUUGACAGUUGGGGUGUUAAUUGGCCUCUUUUUUUUGGCUGGAAAAAAAAUCUUUAAACUUCCCUUGCAAACGCUGAGAAAUGUGAGUGAACCAAGGAAGGCAACCACUCGGACGCGUGCAGUAACGAAAGAAUGAAGACUUCAUCUUAGUCGUCAGUCAUGGCGGAUAAACGGAAACUACAAGCUGAAAUCGAUCGAUGUCUGAAGAAAGUGACGGAAGGAGUGGAGCAGUUUGAGGACGUCUGGCAAAAACUUCACAACGCAGCCAACGCCAACCAGAAAGACAAAUAUGAAGCCGACCUCAAGAAGGAGAUCAAGAAGCUGCAACGUCUCCGAGACCAGAUCAAGUCGUGGCUGGCGUCAAGUGAGAUCAAAGACAAGAGGCAGCUGGUGGAAAACCGCAAACUCAUAGAAACGCAAAUGGAGCGUUUCAAGAUCGUGGAGCGAGAAACCAAGACCAAAGCCUACUCCAAAGAGGGUCUGGGCCUGGCCCAGAAAGUGGACCCGGCCCAAAAGGAAAAGGAGGAGGUCGGCAACUGGUUGACGAACACCAUCGAUACGCUUAACAUGCAAGUGGAUCAGUUCGAGAGCGAGGUGGAAUCCCUGUCUGUUCAGACCCGCAAAAAGAAAGGAGACAAAGAGAAGCAGGUCCGCUUGGAGGAGUUGAAGAAGUACAUCGAGAAGCAUCGCUACCACAUCCGGAUGCUGGAGACCAUCCUGAGGAUGCUGGACAAUGACUCGCUGCAGGUGGACUCCAUCCAGAAGAUCAAGGACGACGUGGAGUACUACCUGGACUCGUCGCAGGAUCCCGACUUUGAGGAGAACGCCUUUCUCUACGACGACCUGGAUCUGGAAGAUAUGACCGCGUCGCAGGUGGCGACGUCGCCUCCGGGACAGUCGCACUUGGAGGACGAGAUCUUCAGCAGCACACCCACGUCUCCCACGUCAUCCUCGCCCGUCCUCCCCUCGUUUGCUAACGCGGCGGAGAGCUGUGACGACGACAAGAAGCAAAGUCGUUUCACAGACCGAGAAGUCACUCAGUCUCCUGUGAAGAACAGCAACUCCUCCUCUUUCUCCUCUUCGUCGUCGUCCUCUUCAUCAUCCUCUUCCUGUUCGUCUUCGAGACUGACCUCUUCCUCCUCGGUCUCCACGGCGACCGGCCGAGGGGUUCUCCUCGCCGACGCCACCGAGCGAGACAAAGCUCCCAACGGGCCCUCCGUCGCCCGUCCAACGGCCUCUUCGCUCCCCAACCGCUGGACUUCCAACCCGCAACCCUCGGGGGCGCCAGCAUCCCCGAGCGAUUCCGCCCCGUAUGCCAAGAUUUUGGCGUCUCAAAGUUCACCCGGCGUCAUAGGCAGCGGCUCGGGGUUCUUCCCCGGACCCCGACCGAGGCAGAACGGUGACGCGGACGAGCGCCUGAUGCCGGGCGACCUCGGAGAACUCCUGCAAGGUUACGGCGCUACAGACUCCGCCCCCAACAACCAAUCACAAAGCUGCCAAUCUUUGUCUUUGACGUCCAUACCCAAUCCGCUUAAAACGCCAUCUCCUAGCUUACUGGUGUCAAUUUCAUUUUCGACGGGCUCUCUAUCGCCCCCCUCUUAUAGCGAGGCCAAGAUGGGGAACAGCAGCAGUGCUCUGCUCAACGGGGCGCUUUCUUACCCCUCCUCAGAUGCCGUCAAGGAACCUCCAAGCAGCUUGAAUUCCGCCGUGGACGGAGGAGACCUCAACUUGCCGCAGCUCAACGCAGAUGCGUUCCCCUGUACGCCGUCGUCAGAGGCCAGCGUCCCUCCCACUCUGGGCGUCUGCCCCUUAGGCCCCGCCCCUUUAUCCAAAGAGCACCUCUACCAACAGACUUUGGAGGAAGCCGUGUGGGCGCGCAUGCCGCACCCGUCCGACUCUGAGAGAAUCAGGCAGUAUUUGAUGAGGAAGCCAUGCCCCACGCUCCCUUUCCAUCACCAGUUGCCGCCGCCUCACUCUGAUUCGGUGGAGUUUUACCAACGACUCUCCACCGAAACGCUCUUCUUCAUCUUCUACUACCUGGAGGGAACGAAGGCUCAGUACUUGUCGGCCAAAGCAUUGAAGAAGCAGUCGUGGCGCUUCCACACCAAGUACAUGAUGUGGUUCCAGAGGCACGAGGAACCCAAAACCAUCACUGAUGAAUUUGAGCAGGGGACGUACAUUUACUUCGACUACGAGAAAUGGGGCCAGCGCAAGAAGGAGGGUUUCACUUUCGAGUACCGCUACCUGGAGGACCGUGACCUUCAGUGACCUCCGCUGACCUCAUUUUCCACCACUUCCGAACCUCGGCGUCUUUGCCAAAGUUUCUUUUGUGUCUCAGGAAGACUUUAAUUGGUUCAAACCAUGGAAACAAACACCAGCAACAUUUUUUUUAACUUUCUUUUUUUGCUGAACUUUUAAAUCUUUGGCUGCCAUUGAUGGCAAUAGACGCCCAAUCCAGUUUGACUUGGGGGAGGGGGGGUGGUGAUUCUCCCCUCCCAGUUAAAACUGGAUUGGAGAUCUAUUGCAGUCAAUAGUAGCCAAUGAGUUAAGGACUCCAUUUAUCCUCCAAUGUUUGGAGAGCGAUUUGAUUUUUUUUAGAUUUUCUUUGGACCCUCGUUUUAUUUUUGGGGGGGGGCAGCACAAAGACAGCCUUUGGAAAUGAAAACGGGUAGGACCCAGUUUUUAUCAGCACGUGAUUUUUAAACUUGUUUUUUAAGAUUUAUGUGGGUUGUAGAAAAAAAAAAAAGUUAUGUCACUGCCAUAAAAAAUGUCAAACAGCAAUAAAAAAAAAAUG